Messenger RNA from Penicillium antarcticum, 1554 nucleotides. RefSeq names its product putative Rab geranylgeranyl transferase escort protein. The record is from RefSeq and is a predicted model, not a curated record. The transcript is spliced from 4 exons. Gene Ontology annotation, molecular function: GDP-dissociation inhibitor activity. NCBI's taxonomy places the organism in Eukaryota, Fungi, Ascomycota, Eurotiomycetes, Eurotiales, Aspergillaceae. Gene Ontology annotation, cellular component: nucleus; Rab-protein geranylgeranyltransferase complex; cytosol. Bases 1 to 1554 code for a protein of 517 amino acids. Gene Ontology annotation, biological process: vesicle-mediated transport; small GTPase-mediated signal transduction; protein geranylgeranylation.
AUGGAGUCCCUGUCGGACACCCCAUGGGAUGCGAUUAUCCAGGGCACUGGUCUUCCUCAAUCCCUCUUGGCACUGGCCCUGUCACGAUCGGGGAAGAAGGUUCUUCACCUGGACUCAAACCAAUACUAUGGCGGUUCCGAGGCAGCUUUCAGUCUUGAUGAGGCCCAGGAAUGGGCGGAUGGCGUGAAUAAUGCCGUCACUGGAUCAUCGCCCUUCAAAGAAGCCUCGAUCUUCACACCACAACAGUCUGAUGAUAGACAAGAUACUUCUUUACCGAAGCUUUCUUCUAGUCGAUCCUACACCCUGUCCCUGUCCCCGCAUUUUCUCUACACCCGUUCCAAACUAAUCUCAAGCCUUAUCUCCUCGAAGGUCUUCCGCCAGCUUGAGUUCAUGGCUGUUGGUAGCUGGUGGAUUUAUGCCCCUGGACAGGCUGACUCCGGGAAUGGCGAACUCGGUGCCGAAAAGGUUCUCUAUCGCGUGCCUGGAAACCGGGAAGAUGUCUUCGCCGCAAAUCAUAUCAGCAUGAAGUCCAAGCGGUCUUUGAUGCGAUUAUUGCGUCACAUCACCAAACCUAAGGAGGAUGAAGCCCCUGCAGAGGAUGAGGAUCUGUCUAUGUCCUUCCAAGAGUAUUUGACUUCCAAGUUCAGCGUACCAGAGGAACUCCACGAUCCUCUGCUGUCGCUCACAUUGUCCCAGCUUUCUCAGACAGAAACAUCUGCUAGUUAUGCCAUUCCCAGGAUUGAGAGACAUCUAACAUCCAUUGGUGCCCUUGGACCCGGGUUUGGCGCGGUGGUUGCCAAGUAUGGCGGUGGCGCCGAAAUACUACAGGUCGCGUGUCGUGCCUCAGCUGUCGGUGGGGGUGUGUAUGCCCUAGACACAAAGCUAGGCGAAGUGUGCCACUCUCAAGAAGAUGGAGAACAUCCUCUUCAGGUCAACUUACUCAAUGGAGAGUCACUUCAGACCAAAUUCGUCUUUGGGUCGGUGGCGGAUGAUCCUCACCAAGGUGACUUCUCAAAACCUCAUACCCAACUGGCCCGUUCGGUGACUGUGGUUUCGGCCACAUUCCCAUCACUGUUCCCUGUUAUGGUAGAGGGAGCUCCUAUGCCUGCCAGUACAGUUCUCAUGUUCCCAGGGAAAACCUUGGGCAACCCUCACUCACCGCCUGUGUACCUUCAAGUUCAUUCAAGUGACACAGGCGAGUGUCCACGCCAGCAGAGUGUUAUAUAUGGCAGUGUGGCACUUGCUGGAUCGGAGGGUCAAUCGUUGCUUGAGACCGCCGUGAACAGACUCGUGGAAGCAGAAGGUCCUGGGGCUAUCGUCCUCUGGUCUCUGCGAUACACCCAUCGGGGUCGUCUCAGCACUGACGAAACCAGGUGGGAACUUGACAGCAGUCUUCCUUCUUACUUGCGCUUCCCCCCCUCGAGCCUUGAUCUCUCGUUUGAGGAUGACACCCUUGACCUGGUCAAACAGGCCUGGAAGAAGAUCAUGGGUGAUGAAGUAGACGAUGAUGACUUUAUGAUCUUUGAAGAUCGCGAAGGCGCUUCCGACCAAUGA